Molecule: messenger RNA, 1413 nt
Organism: Fusarium proliferatum ET1
Lineage: Eukaryota; Fungi; Ascomycota; Sordariomycetes; Hypocreales; Nectriaceae
Exons: 4
Coding region: 1-1413 (470 amino acids)
Biological process (GO): amino acid transmembrane transport
Cellular component (GO): vacuolar membrane
Molecular function (GO): amino acid transmembrane transporter activity
Source: RefSeq, a predicted model, not a curated record
AUGGCCUCUCAAGAAGUGCAGCAGGUGAGCGACGACAAAGUCACGCCAUACAGACCAGCCGAUGAGGAAGUUGUCUCCAUGAAAGGCGAGACUCUUGAGUCUCACGAAGUCUUCCAGCAGACAGACGAUGGCGUGCAGUUCAGAACUGUCAGCUGGCAGCGAGCCACCAUCAUCUUUCUCAAGAUCCAGUUCGCCAUGAGCAUUCUGAGCGUGCCUGGUGCUUUUGCAACGCUUGGUGCUGUUGGAGGCGGUCUGUCGCUUGUUGGCUGGCAUACUCUGAAUACCUACACCGCAGUUAUCCUAGGCGAAUUUCGAAACCGUCACCCCGAGUGCCAUACACUCGCUGAUAUGUGCGGUCGUCUCUGGGGCCGCAUUGGCAAAGAACUUGUUGGUCUUCAAAUUCUGGUGGCCCAAGUCCUCAUCUCCGCUGCCGGCAUCGUUUCAAUCUCGACAGCUUUCAACGCCAUCUCCAAUCACGGCGCCUGCACCGUCAUCUUCACUUUGAUCGGUGCGAUCUCAAUUACCUUGUUCUCCUCGGUACGAACCUUCAGCCGCCUCGGUUGGGUUACAUGGAUCGGAUUCUUUACAUUCUUCGUUGCUGUCUUCAUUUUCGUCGUUGCUGUGACCCAGCAAGAUCGCCCUGCCAUGGCUCCUAAGACUGGUGACUACGAGCUAGGUUGGACUGCCAUCGCUCACCCUACGUUUGUAGCAGGCAUCACCGCCUCUGCCAACAUCUUCAUCAGCAACAGUGGUUCAUCUAUGUAUUUGCCUGUGCUGUCAGAAAUGAAGCGUCCUGAGCACUUCAGAAAGGCCGUGCUUGUCACAGGUGUCCUUGUGACGGCUAUGUACCUGUCUUUCUCCCUCGUCAUCUACAGAUGGUGCGGCGUUUGGCUGGCAACCCCCGCCUUUGGAAGUGCAGGCCCUCUGUUCAAGAAGAUCUCGUACGGAAUUGCGCUUCCAGGUCUUAUCAUCGGUGUUGGCAUUUACCAACACGUGGCUGCCAAGUACAUUUUCGUCCGAAUCCUCCGCGACUCACACCAUCUUCAGGAGAACACAAUAGUCCAUUGGAGUACCUGGAUUGGUAGCAAUCUCACUCUAGGAAUCCUUGCUUUUAUCGUUGCCGAGGCUGUCCCCAUUCUCAACUACCUCCUAGGUCUUGCCGGAGCCGUCUGUUUCGCCCCCUUCAGCUUGAUCUUCCCAGCUCUCCUUUGGAUGCAGGAUUUCAAGCAUUACAGAACAGGCAAUUCAUCUAACCAGGCGAAGUAUUGGUCCCAUGCCCUCAUCGUACUCGUUGGAUCUUUCAUGGUAAUUGCCGGAACUUACAGUGUGGCUGUAUCCAUCCAAGAUGCCUACCGAUCUGGCCUGAUUGCAAAGGUCUUCAACUGUGCUGAUAACUCUGGAACCAUCUCUUGA